UACAGGUUAGGGAUAGUCUUGUUUUUAUUUGUUUGAAAUCGGUCAAACUUUUUAUUUUAUUCAUUUCAGCUGCCAAAAUUAUCACUGCAUAGUGUCUCGUAGACUGCAUGAUGACCAGUGGCGUAGAUAGGAGAAUUCACGGGAAGGACGAGAAAUUUAGAUUUUUCGACAAACAUUUUAUAAGAGCUUUUAUUUUUUCAAAAAUUUGGACAUGAAGUCAGGUGAGUCACGUGUCAUAAAUCAUACUACUUGAAGAUUUUUCUUGUCUUUUCCUCUGAAAGAAGCAUUUUCAAGUACUAUACCUUAUUGAAAGAGAUUGCCAAUCUGAUUCAGAACAACAGCAGAAAUCACCACAUUCAGCUUUCAAAUUUUUUCUCUCAAAAUGUGACACAUAGAUAGAAACAGAGAACCAUGUUAAAUGUACGUCAAGAUCAGACGUUUUCCAACAAAACAGCAGUUCAGCAUUACAGGGGGGGGUUUCGCCCCCUCUGACUCCCCUUUAUCUACGCCACUGAUGACUUAAGGAACGUUGAUAUGCCGUGUAAAGAUUCUGUAGGCAUUUCUAGCUGUAAAAAGUGCCUUAAGUUAUGAAGUAAUUUUCAUCCUGUGAAGUAGAAAUCAUAAGAUUCAAUUUCUGGGGGGGGGGGGGUGGCGUGAGUAAAUUCUAGUGUUUUUGGGGACUUCUUCGAAUUUUGUUAAUCAACAUUCUUCUUCAGAAUUUCUUUCAACCUAACUGUUUUUGUUUAAUGCCUUUGCGAUUUGGCUUGGCAUGUUAGGGAUAUGAGACAGCAGAGCACAGAAUGCCAACUCUAGCAUGAUAAUAAAUGAGAUGCGUGGAAUAAUGUUUCUUUUGUAGUUGCCAGUCGUUUCACUUAAAUGUUUAGGAAUUCCACUGGAGCAAAACAAUGUUCGUUGUUUUUAGACUCAAAAUUGAAAUUCAAUUCACAAGUGUUUUGAAUCAACCCCCUAGAUUCAACAGUUACAUGCACUCACGUUCUAACAACUUGAUUGAUUUGACAUGCUCACAUUUAUUACCUAUUGGCAGUAAUUUAGGAACUUUUGCUGAAGUAAUUUAUUCCAAAAGACUGCCUGGAAAACUCACACUCACUCAUCUUGAUAAUUUUGCACCAGAAAACCAUUAACAAAAAUUUAGCAAUAUUUCUCCUGUACAUCUCAACAAUCGCAUGGUAUUUCUCUGUGUGAAAAAAUGGUUUGCAGGUGCAAUAAGAGUGCGGAUGUUGAAUCUUUGUUUGAAUCUGUAUUUGCUUUUUUCUCGCUAAUCAUGUGAACAUACAUAAUUAUACUCAGUUUGCAAAUAUGUUGCGGAUAAGGUGUGUACAAAGUCUGUUUUUGAAGAAAAUACUUUGCGGCAGAGCUAGAAGUCUAAGCAGAUGUUAGCAGAAGGCAUUUGAUGAUUUGUGACAAAAUUUUCAUGAAGAGUAUUUGAAGCGAAGUGUUAUUUAAAAUAUCCUCUCCAAAGCAGCGCAAUCAUGUAAUAAUCAUGAAGUCUUAGCUCAGCAAUAAUGAACUAAAAGUCAAAAGUUAACCGGUAACUUUUCUUUAAUAGAAAUGAUUUUCUCUUUAUUCAAGUCUGUUUUUCUUUUUUUAAUGGAUUUGGCUCUACCAAUGUGAAACGCUUCACAAGUUUCAUCUAGCUUAUAAAAGCAUUUCCUUUUGGUACAUCUAGUUCAUAUGACUUAUUUAAGGCUGAGUUUCUCUGAAGAAUGCCACAUGUGAUACUUCUCGCACGUUUAUGUAAUUUGAGGCUACUAUAUAAGGAUAGGAUUCAGCAUAUACGAAAAGUACCAUUAAGAAAACGCUUCUUGUUGUGUACGAAGAAUCAGUACACUAUAUUUAUAUAGUUAGAGUUAAGAGCUAUAUAAUACAAGAAGGCAACCAAACGCACCAUUCUUAGUCUCAUGUUAUUUUCGAUCAGCACAUGGAUAUGAAUUGAAUUCUGGCUUUUAAACACUACCCGACGAUUUGCCAUCAAGUUAAUAUCAGAUAAAGUAUUUAGAUAAGAGCCCCGACUAGAUUUACCGAGGCCCAGCAUGGGACAGCGAAUUUAUUCUUUUGCAUGCAAAUUUUAACCGAUGAUAUGCUAGAGUUGGCAGCGAUUUGUUUUUUUGAAAGAAUACAGUAUUUUAAAAUUCCCUUAGAAAUAACGAAAGCGUACCCGCUUGAAUUAGUAAUGUGAUGAUAUGCGGCAAAUAAUGUAAAUUUUCAACCGAGUAAAGAUCGUUUUAGGUCUACUCUGGCAUAAUUAGCAAAAUCUUCUAGUUCUUUGCAGAGAUCCAAUGUGUGAUGUAUGAUAAACAAAGGUCUCUUGCAAACAUCAUAACCUACAAUAAAUAUUGCUUCAGUACUCUAUUGAUGAAUUUUGAAACUCAAUUUAAUUACGAACGAGUAUUUGAAUGGUGAUCAAAACACAGCUUUUAUUAGAAACCUUGCUCAGAUGUUUACGUUUGUGCUAAACCUUUGUUUAAUUUUUCAUGCAAUUGUAAACAGUGCAAAAAUCCAGAAAAAUUCAGUUGCGGCCAAGUAAUUUUCAGAUGGUGCCACAUUAGUGGGCUGUAUUCGUAUAUCAAUUCCGUCCAGUUCGUCAACAACCCACCUGCUUAUAAAAAUAUUUACUGAGUUUUAGCAUAACGCUCCGGCUCUGUGUAAAUUUGAUCAAACCUUUUCAAUAAAAAACAGAUCUGUUGUUUUCCAGGGUCAACUUGAAUUGUACCUUAUUUUGAACGAAACAAAAUAUCAUCAAUAGACACUCCUACUUUGACUGAAUUUUGUUGAUUCUGAUCUGAUCAAUUAUCGCUCAGUUCAAAAACAUGGUUUUUAGCACUUUCAUGCAAUAUAUUGCGCAACAAUUCGCUUUUGAUUUCAUUAUACCUCUUUGGUAGAAAGAAACUUCGCAAAAAUGUCUGGAUAUUUGUUUAGAUUGUCUUAUUCUUAAAAUGUUCUUAUUCAUAUUCCUCGUCUACUUUCUUCAUAAGUUUUCCAUAAAACACCCAUUUCUACACACUUCGUUCAGAGCUCCAGGGCGUAUGUUUUACGUUGUUGAUAUCACAGAAACAAAUUGUGCAGCACACGGCCCCAACACUCUGGUUCUAAUAGCAAUUCAAAGAACGCCACCAAUCGCCAAUCUACAAUCCUAACAUUUCUUUUGAAAACAUUGUGUUGUGUCCUCUGCAGCCGCACUGGUUCAGAUUUUUGUAACUGAAUUAGAGAAGAUUCUUUGAUCAUCUCAUUGAUCGUCUUCAGUUUCUAUGUCAACUGUAUUUCUUACUUGAAACUUAUGUUUCGUUUGCGUUGGCUUGCGUUUAAUUUGCAUUCUUAAGAUCUACCAGGUGACGAGUUCAGCGCUUAAUAAACCAAAAGACAUAGAAUCUAACAGGAAUUAUCUGUUUGAGACGUGAGAAGCAAACUCUAGAAAACUCGAAUGUUGAAUCACAAUGUCGAAGGAAGUUGGAAACUGGUAUAAAAAAGGCGUAAAGCCCUCAGAAAAUUAGUAAGGUUUAUGAAUGAGUCGCAAUGUUAACAAUUGUUAUCUUGCUGAAUAAUAUGCUAUUGAUCAUUUUUAUGCGUAAGCUUCAAUGCUCGUGCGAUUGAUUGAGGAGUCACUGGCAAAAAAUUGUCUGUUGUGGGGUUUGAAAUCUUGCGACCCUCGCUGUUUGAGCGAGACAAGUGACAGCGUUAUUUUGUGUUUCCUUAGAUUGUUAAGAUGCACAUAACAUCAUUUUCAAUUGUCUAUUUUCAUAUUCAUGCUAUUGCUUUUUCUGCUGGCAUACACUAGAUGUGCCCUUUGUAACUGGCAGCUCAUGUCUUGCAGCGAAUCAGUAGUCUCUGUAAGAUUUAAAUGGAUUUUUCAUUAUUUAAUUAAUUUACUCUAAGUGACGUUUCGAGAUAUCUUUAUGCUCAACUUUUCCAGGUUUAAAAGUUUUCCAAUGCCACAUCCUGCUUUUACAGAAUUUCAAACGAGCUUAAUGAAUCCCGACUGAAGCCUUAAACAGGGGUUACGCCCUUUUGUAGUGGAUGUUAUAGUGUUUUUGUAUUUUCAUUGUAGACUGGUUAGGUAUGACUUGAUUUCCAUUGAAUGAAUAUAGUGCCUUUGUUCGCAAAAUUAUGCAUCUUGUCAAUAACUUUUUUAUUUUGUUGAUGUUGAUUCUAUCAGUGGGAUCAGGUUGCUUGAAGGUACAGUCGUUUGUGUUCAUAGUACCAUCCCACCAGUCGACAAUGUUUGAUAUCCUGUUUAAUUCUUGUUCAAUAUAUUGUUGGAGUUAAUGUUAAUGUCGAAUGGAGGAACGAAAUACAAACAGGUUUAACUAAAUGAAAGGCGUUUCCAUUUGCAAGGUAACUUUUAAUGGGCUGUAGUAUCCUGUGUUAAGCUGGAAUUAGCCUUCCCAACACGUGAUGCGAGAAUAGUGUUUCAGUAUUAAAUGAGUUGAGAUCAUCGGUGGAAAUUGGCUUUGCCAUUAAGAAUGCUCCUGUUUGUACAGCUGCCUUAACCAUGCGUGCAGUUAUCAAUCUUUGCUAUGUAAAUGAAUUUGGCUUUGCUAACGACUUUAAAAGUUGUAAAUAGCAGAGAAACGGUGAACUCGAAGUGCAAAGAAGCAAUAUCUGCAUUGUUGAACAGUUCACGAAGCGAAGAGGCUGUAUCAUCAUCUUCUGGCCGUGUCAUCAUCUUCUAUUUCGUUCGUUGCUAUUCUGCUGGUGUCAAUUUGACUAUGUUAACAGAUGCUCGCCGACGACCUUACCUGAAAUCAUUUGGAUUUUUCAACGGAAAAGAGAUCAUAUUUUUCAGAUGUUACCGUCAACGUUGCGGAGAUCCUUAUUGCAUAAACCGUAAGGAAGAAAGUGAUUUUGUUGUAGAGGCCCCUAUAAAGAACUUCAAAAUGCAGCAUCAAUGUGAUCAUGAUUGGCCGCCGGAAGCCGUUGGGUACUUUACAGCGACUGCCUCGUUGAUAUUUUGCUUCUUUGCAUUCAUAGGAAAUGGUUUAGUUGGCGUGCUUGUUCUGAUAGACCCAAUGAAGACGCUGCGCACGCCGGUUAAUUACUUCAUACUGAACCUGGCAUUCAGCGACAUGGUAGUUGGUUGUGUUACGCUGCCGAUGAGCAUGUAUUUCCAUUGUGUUGAAGCAAGGCAUCUUAAAAGCGCGAGCAACAGUGUCUUCUUGCAUUUAGCGUUUUUCAUUUCAACUACAGCCUGCUGUUUAAGUCAUAUUGCCUUGAGUGUUGAUCGAUACAUAGCGGUUCGUGUACCCAUGACGUAUCGGCAUAACAUCAGCCUUACGCGCUCUUAUUUUGUUUCCAUUACAAUAUGGAUCGUAUCCGGACUUGUUCCUUUGAUGUACUUUAAACUAGGGUAUGUCACCUAUUUGAUCGUGUUUGCCAACGGAGCCUUGUUGCUUACCUUGAUCGUCCUCACCGCUAUUUAUGUUGCCGUGCAAAGGUCGCUGUAUGUGCACGAAAAGGAAUUGAUAGCCGAUCGUGGCAGCGCACCUUCCGAACGCAGGGUCUCGGUGUCGUUGGAACUACGCCAGAAGCGUGUAACGAGAGUUUUUUUAACUGUCAUCAUGGUUUUCGUGGUAUGUACCACACCAGCAGUUGUAUUUAUAUACUUGAUUUACUUUUGUGCAUCAUGUCCUUGUUUGUCAGUACAUGUACUUAGGGACCUGCAGCUUUUAUUCGUACUCUCCACCUCAGCAAUGAAUCCAUUCAUCUGCACACUUCGACUGCCAACGUUCCGCAUGUCGCUUUGUAAGCUUGCAUCCCGUGUUUCUCAUUUCUGGAGAUUUCUCACCGGUCGUAGGCAAGGUACGGACUCUCCAGAUACGAGCGAUGGCGAAUUGGCGCCGCCACAGUACGCGAGGGCACGACAAAAUGGAAUGACCUGUGCGGUAAUUUACACAGGCGACACGAGACUGAGCGUGCUACGUGAGAAGAGGCCAUCCUCAAAUUCCACAUCGGUCCUGGAACUUCAUGUCUUGUAAAUUUGGGUUAAAAUCUUUGUAUAACAUUUCAUGUAAAGUUUCAUAUCUGUAAAAUCAUCUGAAGUGGGUUUAAACACUUGUUUGUGUUUCUAACUGAUUUACACAAACAGCUAACAAAAUUAAAAAAUUGAAUAAAAGAGUUAAAGUACAGUUUUACCUUAUUUAACUGACUUUCUUUGUAAGAAGACAGAGUGCUCUGUAAGAGCUUGAUUUUGCUUUGAAUGACUACUAAUCUUUUAAUUUUUACUUAUUUGUAAAUAGUUUACAAGUGGGAUAGUUGCUCCCCAUUCACCCGAAUUGUUGACGAGUCUCGAGAAAGAAGAUUAAGUUUGAUUUACAAUUUCUAUAGAGAUCGCGGAGAUCGCCAGUGCACGGUUGAUAGUCCUAUUUAUUUCUUUGCUUGCAUUUUUUACAGAAUAUCUAUUGUAGGGGAUAUAAGAUGAAAUUGAAGAUAAAUUUGUCCUUUUCUAUUUCCUUUUCACUUUAUAUUACCUCGAUGCCUUCGUCCAAAAUAUUGUGCAAAGACAUCUGAAAGCUAAACUCAGCAGUUGAUAAACCCGUCCUAACACGAAGCUAUUUGCUUCUUAAUCACUCGCUCUGUUUUUAUAUUAGAGUUGCAAUCCACUAGAAGUGUGUUAUAUGUAAAUCAAAACCCUUAUCCAACCAACAUUAGAUUUAUCAUUUUUUGAACCUUUCGUUUAUCAUUUGUCAGUUUCCUACACUGUUAAAAAUUCACAUUCCAACUUAUCAGUAAUUUGCUAAACAUGUCAAAUAAACAGUUAAAUUUCUUGAUGAUAGGCACAGCCUGCGCUUAUGUCGGCUGUACAUCGAGCAACUCAAACAUGGAUGCUUCUAAUUGAACCCAAGUGUCGACGAUUUCAGGGGCGUCGUGGCCGGGGGGGAGGCAGGGGGGCCUCUGCUCUCAAAAUUUGAUGGAUUUUUGGAAAAAUCACUAUUUUGCCGGAAAAUUCUCAAACUUGAGCUGUGGGUGAUUCUCAAACUCUUACCAACAUAAAUUACUUGGACUAAAGUACUUGCCGUAAAUUCGAGAGGCAAUUCACUUUUGUAAAAAACAUACUAGAUUUCCACAAAACAAAAUGAUUUCUCAGGAUUUACAGAUUCCUACCAUAGAGUGAUUUGCUGUUCUGAUUUUGUCAGUUAAAAUCCGAAACUUCAAGAGCCAAAAUUUGGUUAUCCGAAACUUUAAGAGCCAAAGUAUGAAGAAACAGAGACAAGAUAAAAGUGCAUUUUAAGUUUCUUCCCAGCUAAGGCAGAAGUUAUGAGUUUUUCUGCCUCACCCCCCUUUACACUUACAUGAAAUGCUUCUAUUUCAAAUAAAUCAAAGAAAUUUUGUCUGAAAGUUUUUCUUUCUGGCCCCCUCUAGAAUUCAUUUGCCACGACGCCCCUGGGGGAUU
This is a messenger RNA of Rhopilema esculentum, 7405 nucleotides long. The record is from RefSeq and is a predicted model, not a curated record. NCBI's taxonomy places the organism in Eukaryota, Metazoa, Cnidaria, Scyphozoa, Rhizostomeae, Rhizostomatidae.